Molecule: messenger RNA, 1213 nt
Organism: Anastrepha obliqua
Lineage: Eukaryota; Metazoa; Arthropoda; Insecta; Diptera; Tephritidae
Exons: 3
Coding region: 826-1125 (99 amino acids)
Source: RefSeq, a predicted model, not a curated record
GAAAACAUAUCAAGUAGUAAAAGCCGCGAAUAUUGUAAACUUCAUUCGUGUUUUACUUUUUCUUUAUAUUUUACAGUAAUUGCUAACUCAGCGACAUAGUUUCCUAGCAUAUAAAUGAAAACCAAUUAAUUAUUCACCUUUUUCUUAUUCGUGAAAAAUGUAUUGCGAAACUGUGUAACAUCAUAAGCGCAGUUAUUUGAUCGGUGUAUUCGACGCUAGCGGAUUUUUGUUGCUUCAAGUGUGUGUUGUGUUUUGUGUUGCUCCCUCAAAUUGGGAGAGCGUAAUAAUCCAAUUGGAAAAUGAAUGAAAAGUUGUAAUAAGCACUUAAAUUUAAUUCAUUUGCAACAAAUUAGAAAAUUUAUGAUUAGGCGUGCGUAUAGGCCCCCUGCAUCAGCGUCUGUAGAUUCGAAAAGUACGCGUGUGCGAAAGUCGUGUGUGCGCUCGUGGGUGGUGCGGCAUGGCAAAUCUAUGAAUGUCCAUACACAACAAUAUAGUUGUUGUAUUAGCAGAUAGCCGCUAAUCGGCUAAUCGGUGAAGGGCCGAAAUAUUUGUUUACAUGCCUGCUGGCAGUGGAAUAUUAGCAGAUAUUGAUAACGCGCAAACAUAUGAUUUUGUGUUAAUGUAUACGUAAGGUUCAUUAAUUUUUGUUUAUAUUUUGAUGCCGUUGAGUCCUUGGCGACGCGUGACAUUGGCAUCGCCCUUGUUCUAUACGAUUCUAAUUUGAUUAGUGCGAUUCAAUUUAGCAUUUCUUUUAUUGAUAUUUGGUUUCUGCAAACGCGAUUUUCAUUUACGCUAUUAUCAGUUCUGUUCGUUUGUUUUACUGCUAUGAAAUUUCACUACUCGAUGUUUUCAACGACCAACACGAAAAAUAAGUUACCCAGUGACUCAAUUGCGCCCACAUUGGGUUGCCUUUUAAAUGGCCCUUUCCGUGAUCUGCAUUUUACCGGCACAGACCAUCGAGUUACACCUCUACACGAUAUAGUCUUCCUCGAUGAAGGCGACCCGGCAAUAACGCCGCUGAAUUACCGUCCGAUAGCAACAUCACCGACGGCAACAUCGUCCGAUGCAACAAAUGGAUUUAACGGAACCAACGGUUUGGAUAUCAGCAGUAAUGGCGAAGCGUAAGUGGAAUUUCAUAUUUUUAACGUCAUUACCCGUAUCGAUGAUAAUGCAAAGUGUAAAGUUGGGUCAUAAAGGCAAACAAAAAAAGAAA